AAAUUAUUCAAUGUGAGAUUGUAUUAAAAAGGAAAUUAGUUCUGCAAAAGAAAUUUUAUUUAUUUGUGGAUUUACAUAUUCUUUAGUUUUAAAGAAAAUAUACUGACCAGAAUUAUUUAGUUUUAAAAAAGUUUUCGGCUUCAGUGAAAAUAUAAGAAUGCGUGUAUAACAAAUGUGCAGUGCCAAGUAGACAACUUUUUGCGUGAAUUUUAUUUAUUAAAUUUUUUGGGUAUAAUUAAAACUUGAAAAUGUCGGAUUCAGAAGCUAGCAACAUGUCUGAUAGUGGUUCUGACGUUGGAAGUAUGGGCUCAAACAGGUCCCAACACAGCGUUAGGUCAAAUUCUGGUUCUAGAGCUUCAAGAUCUAGGUCUAGAUCUCAUUCGGCGUCCAGAUCUCGAUCAAGAUCAAGAUCGCGAUCUCGCUCAUCUCGAUCUAGAUCUCGUUCUGGUUCACGAUCUGGUUCAGAUACUGGAAAAAAUCGGAGGCGAUCACAAGAAGAUGACGAAGAUGGUGAUGAAGAACAAGAACCAGAGGGCGAAGACUUGGAUUCUGAGGAAUAUGAAGAUGAUGAAGAUGAUGAUAGGCCAAAGAAGAAGAAGAAAAAGGAGCGUUUCCGAGAAUUUAUUUUUGAUGAAGCUGAAGUAGAUGACGAAGUUGAUGAAGACGAUGAAUGGGAAGAUGAUGCUAAUGAAUUAGGUAUAAUUGGCAAUGAAGUUGAUGAAGUUGGACCAACAGCAAGAGAAAUUGAAAUUAGAAGACGCGGUAACUUGUGGGAUACACAUAAAGAAGACGAGCUAGAAGAAUAUUUAAGAAAAAAAUAUGCCGAUGAAUCAGCUGCAAGACGUCAUUUUGGUGAUGGGGGUGAGGAAAUGUCAGAUGAAAUUACACAACAAACUCUGCUUCCAGGAAUUAAGGAUCCUAAUUUGUGGAUGGUGAAAUGUAGAAUUGGUGAAGAAAAAGCCACUGCCUUAUUGCUUAUGCGCAAAUUUUUAACUUAUUUAAAUACUGAUGAACCUUUACAAAUAAAAUCAGUUGUUGCUCCAGAAGGCGUUAAAGGUUACAUAUACAUUGAAUCUUAUAAACAAACUCAUGUGAAGGCCGCAAUUGAAAAUGUUGGUAACCUUAGAAUGGGAAAAUGGAAACAGGAAAUGGUUCCAAUAACUGAAAUGACAGAUGUAUUAAAAGUUAUAAAGGAACAAGCUGGUUUGAAAGUUAAACAAUGGGUUAGAAUAAAAAGAGGACUAUAUAAGGAUGAUAUUGCUCAAGUUGAUUAUGUAGAUUUGGCGCAAAAUCAAGUGCAUUUGAAACUACUUCCACGUAUCGAUUACACAAGAAUGAGAGGUGCACUGAGAACAACUCAAUCUGAGUCCGAGGCUGAAAAACGGAAAAAGAAAAGACACCCCCCGGCAAAGCCGUUUGAUCCAGAAGCUGUUAGGACCAUAGGUGGCGAAGUUCAUUCUGAUGGUGAUUUUUUGCUCUUUGAGGGCAAUCGUUAUUCUCGCAAAGGCUUUCUUUACAAAAAUUUCAAUAUGAAUGCUAUUAUUGCUGAAGGAGUUAAGCCCACUUUAGCGGAAUUAGAACGUUUUGAAGAGCAACCAGAAGACAUUAACCUCGAAAUCGCUGUUGGCAGUAAAGAUGAUCCGCAGGCAGCACAUUCGUUUUCUAUGGGGGAUAAUGUGGAAGUGUGCGUAGGUGAUUUAGAGAAUUUGCAAGCUAAAAUUAUAGCUAUAGAUGGUGGAAUGAUUACUGUAAUGCCGAAACAUCAAGACCUAAAAGAUCCAUUAAUUUUCAAAGCAAGUGAAUUGAGGAAAUAUUUCAAAACUGGAGAUCACACAAAAGUAUUAGCCGGAAGAUAUGAAGGCGAAACCGGUUUAAUUGUUCGAGUGGAACCUUCACGGGUUGUCUUAGUUUCCGAUUUAACAAUGCAUGAAUUAGAAGUUUUACCGAGAGACUUGCAACUUUGUUCAGAUAUGGCAACUGGGGUUGAUUCAUUAGGUCAAUUUCAAUGGGGUGAUUUAGUACAAUUAGACCCGCAAACUGUUGGAGUUAUCGUUAGGCUGGAACGCGAAAAUUUUCACGUAUUAGGAAUGCACGGUAAAGUAAUUGAGUGUAAACCAACAGCCCUUCAGAAAAAACGGGAAGAUAGAAACACGCAUGCAUUGGAUUCCGAUCAAAGUCAAAUACGCCGAAGAGAUAUCGUGAAAGUUAUAGAAGGACAACAUGCGGGUCGCCAUGGAGAAAUUAAACAUUUAUACCGGAAUUUAGCCUUUUUGCAUUGUAGAAUGUAUACUGAAAACGGUGGUAUUUUUGUUUGUAAAACCAGACAUUUACAAUUAGCUGGUGGUAAUAAAAACACUACGAACAAUUAUGGGGCAGUUACUGGCUUAGGUUUCAUGUCUCCAAGAAUUCAGUCGCCAAUGCAUCCUUCAGCUGGAAGAGGUCGUGGAGGAGGUCGCGGGCGUGGUCGAGGAGGAUUCUCGGUUACGCGUGAUAGAGAAAUUUUAGGAAAAACUAUUAAGAUUAGCGGUGGUCCUUACAAAGGCACCGUAGGUAUUGUUAAAGAUGCCACAGAGAGCACUGCUCGCGUAGAAUUACAUACUUCUUGUCAAACAAUUUCGGUUGACAGAAAUCAUAUUGCACUUGUUGGAGUUCCUGGGCGCGAAGGAAGUCUCUCGACUUAUGGAAGAACUCCUGCACGCACACCUGGUUAUGGCUCACAGACACCAGUUUAUGCUGGCGCUGGGUCUAAAACACCAUUGCUCGGUAGCCAAACUCCUAAUUGGGAUUCAGAAGGUCGUACACCAUAUAGUCACAGUGGUGCAAUGACACCAUCUCAUGAUGGAAGCAUGACGCCAAGACAUGGAGCUUGGGAUCCGAAUGUUACUAAUACUCCAGCUAGAAAUCAAGACUUUGAAUAUAAUAUGGAAGAGCCAAGUCCUAGUCCAGGAUAUAAUCCAAAUACGCCUGGAUAUCAAAUGAAUACACCAUUUGCUCCACAUACUCCUGGGACAAUGUACGGAUCUGAUCAUAGUUAUAGCCCAUAUAAUCCAAGCCCAAGUCCACAACCAUCACCAAAUCCGGUUGGUUACAUGAGUACACCGUCUCCGUCAACAUAUUCACCAAACACACCAUAUAAUCCUCAGACACCUGGUUCAAGCUUAGAUUCUCAUAUUGCAGAUUGGUGUACAACAGAUAUUGAGGUUAAAAUUCAUACCCAUGGAGAUCACGCUUUAGUUGGACAAACAGCUAUCAUUCGGACUGUUUCAAAUGAAGUAUGUACAAUAUAUUUACGCCAGGAAGAUCGUACAAUAUCAAUAUUAAUUGAGCAUUUGGUACCAAUACCACCAGAAGUUGGUGAUGAAUGUAAGGUUAUUUAUGGCGAAGAUAGAGAAGCAACUGGAGUAGUUAUUAAUAAAGACGAUCAAGAUUAUAUUGUUCAAUUUAGUAACGAGGAUGAACCGAAAAUAAUUCCCGGAAAAUAUUUAUGCAAAUAUAAAUCAUCCAAUUAAAUACCGAAAUUAUGUAUUUUUUCGUAUAUUUUUAUUCUAAAUUGCUUUUUAAAAGGUAUAAAGGAAAAAAUUAUUAACAUAAAUAUAUUGUAAAUGCAGUUUGUUUUUGUCUUCUCCAAAUAAAGAUGAUAUCGAAAACUUA
Molecule: messenger RNA, 3651 nt
Organism: Condylostylus longicornis
Lineage: Eukaryota; Metazoa; Arthropoda; Insecta; Diptera; Dolichopodidae
Gene: Spt5
Product: transcription elongation factor SPT5
Exons: 11
Coding region: 249-3509 (1086 amino acids)
Biological process (GO): regulation of transcription by RNA polymerase II; transcription elongation by RNA polymerase II; regulation of DNA-templated transcription elongation
Cellular component (GO): DSIF complex
Molecular function (GO): protein binding; mRNA binding
Source: RefSeq, a predicted model, not a curated record